AACAAGUCAACGCCAUUUUGGACUUAGGCCUACUUUGCUAAUUAUGAAUUCCGGGAGACUUCGAGUACACCAUUCCCAUGAAAGGAGCUGAGGAUUUGUACCGUGGCUUUUCUUCCAUCCUUCCUCAUCCAUUUAUACGAAUUGCGUUUUUUUUUGUUUUCACGGUGUUUGAUCGACGCAACUAAUUCUGUUGAUUUUUUAAAAAAUAACCAAAGUGUGAGCUGCUCAAAUUCCUAUCUUUUGUGAAUGAAGUUGCCCACUGAGGAAGAAAAAGGUGGAUCGCAGCCAGUAACUAGUCAGGAGACGUGGUGGAGUCGCAAAGAAUUUUCUCUGCUUUGGAAGCGAAACAGCGAACGUUGUUAUUUCAAUUAGUCUAUUUUCUUAAAGCUGUCCAAAAACUCGAACCAUGGGAGCUGGUACCAAGCUUGCGUUUGUUGUAUUUUUGAUAUCGUGCUCUUCGGGUGCUAUACUUGGUCGAUCCGAGAAGCAAGUAUGCAUUAUCUAUAAUGCCAGUAGGGAUAAAGAUCGAGCAAAUAACACUGCGAUUGAGAACUGCGUUGAAGAAAAAGAUAAACGGGGACACUGUUAUGCCACCUGGAAGAACAACUCUGGUUCAGUAGAAAUUGUAAAAGGAGGCUGCUGGCUGGAUGAUUGGAACUGCUAUGAUAAGGGUGAAUGUAUCGAAACAAAAGAGAGCCCUGAGGUGUUUUUCUGUUGUUGUGAAGGAAGCAAGUGUAAUGAGAAGAUUUUUUAUGUUCCGAUCAUUCAGGAUGUACCAUCAACAUUAAAUCCCUUUACAACAAGGCAGCCACUCUUCAAUACUUUGCUUUAUUCACUAGUGCCCAUUAUGGGAUUUGCUGUGGUUGUGUUGUUCUCUUUCUGGAUGUACAGGCAUCACAAGUUGGCAUAUCCACCAGUACUUGUACCAACACAGCAUGCCUUUCAUAUAGAGAUAGAGGACCCGGGGCCAAUACCACCCUCUCCAUUGCUUGGUCUAAAGCCUUUGCAGUUACUAGAGGUCAAGGCUAGAGGGCGCUUUGGUUGUGUCUGGAAGGCUCAGCUGCUUAAUGAGUAUGUGGCAGUUAAAAUAUUCCCAGCUCAGGAUAGACAGUCCUGGCAAAAUGAAUAUGAAAUAUACUCUGUACCGGGAAUGAACCAUGAAAAUAUUUUGCACUUCAUUGGGGCAGAGAAAAGAGGUUCAAAUAUUGAUGUGGAGUUGUGGUUAAUAACAUCAUUUCAUGAAAAGGGUUCUCUGACAGACUAUCUGAAGGCCAAUGUAGUUUCCUGGAAUGAACUGUGUCAUAUUGCUGAGAGCAUGGCAAGAGGACUAGCUUAUCUUCACGAAGAUAAACCUGGUUUAAAAGAUGGACAUAAGCCAGCCAUUGCUCAUAGGGACUUCAAGAGUAAAAAUGUGCUGCUGAAAAACAAUCUCACUGCCUGUAUAGGAGAUUUUGGUUUAGCUUUGAGAUUUGAAGCUGGGAAGUCAGCAGGUGAUACACAUGGCCAGGUUGGCACCAGAAGGUACAUGGCUCCAGAGGUCUUGGAAGGUGCCAUUAACUUUCAACGUGAUGCAUUCCUCAGGAUAGAUAUGUAUUCAGUGGGUCUUGUGCUCUGGGAAUUGGCAUCAAGGUGCACAGCUACUGAUGGGCCAGUAGAUGAAUAUAUGUUGCCAUUUGAAGAAGAAGUGGGACAGCAUCCAUCCCUUGAAGAUAUGCAAGAGGUGGUUGUGCACAAGAAGAUGAGGCCUGUUUUUAGAGAAUAUUGGCAAAAGCAUGCUGGAAUGGCCAUGUUGUGUGAGACAAUAGAAGAAUGUUGGGAUCAUGAUGCAGAAGCAAGACUGUCGGCAGGUUGUGUUGCAGAACGUAUCACUCAGAUGCGAAGACUUAUGAGCACAAUUACUACAGACAACAUAGUGACAGUAGUCACUAUGGUUACAAAUGUUGACUUUCCACCCAAAGAAUCUAGUCUAUGAUGGUUUCAGAUGUCAUAAACCAGACCAUCAGACUCUGCAGUAGAGCUGCUAUCUCCUGAAUUUAUUUCACUGGUUACAACAAACAUUUCAGUAUCUUGUCCUUACGCACUUAACAGAACUGAUAGCCAUUGCAGUGGCAAGUGGACAAUGGAGGCAACAGGUACUACAGUCAGUGAGUCAGUCAGAGGUGAUGUUGAAGAUAAGUGAUUGUUGGAAAGAUCACUUACUAAUUCAUUACACGCAUCACUCGGGAUACUGGAAGGUAACUCUUACUUCCAGCAAAUAAAGCUAAGCAUGCGUCAAACGUUGCUCUCAAAUUUGACAGCGUGCGCUUAAGUAAAAGGAGUGCAUCAGAUAACUGGCUUAUCAUGAAGAUGUCUCAGUCACUCAGAUGGGUUACUGUUAAUUUUUAACAAUAGUACAUUUGAUUUCAGAAAGAAGUGCGAUUCAUUUUUAUUGCAUUUAAUAUUUGCGUUCACAAAGAACUAUUGUAAUGCCAAUAUGACAUAGCUUGUGAAUGUUCAGUGUGCUGCUGUUAUACGUAUAAACAAAUCAAGGUUUUUUGGGACAUAGCAAAGAAGCUUCAAGCAUUACAUUGUAACCAUAAACCUCCCUCAACCAGGUAUACCUCAGUUUCCAUAUUUGAUAAACUAUAUUAGAAAUUUUAGUUUAACACUAACUGACUUUAAUUGACAGUUGACCUUAAUGUGAUUUGUGUAUUAAUUCACUACAAUUUAAAAAGAGUAAACUAUACCUUUCUAUGCCAAUGGGAGAAGGCUGUUCAAAAAAGUGCUUCUGCCUUGUUGUACAUGCUCCAGGUAAUUUUUAUCAUGCAGUUGUCCGCUUUUAAUAGCUCCUUUGCUACGCGAAGCUUUGGAAAUAUCUUUUUGCCCAAAAUUGGCUUUCAUAAGCACUUAUUUUAGAUUUGCUGUGUCUAUAGAGAGUUGGAAGAUUUACGCAUGCUGUUCUGUUUUUAAAUUUGCAAGAUAUAGUUAACACUGGAGGUGUUUUUUAAAAAUUUGAAUGCUUUUAUUUUGGAAAGUAAUAUAUCCUUUUGUUUUCUUUUAUUACACAUGUAAAGUGAUUUUGCAUACCUAUUAUAAAUGCAGUCAUUAAUCUACUGUGUCACUGUACCAACAUAACCUCAGGAAUUUGUUACCUGAAACCCUCUCUGUUUUGAGUUGUGGUGACAAUCCUACACUAAUCUCAGUGCCAUUUCAGUAAACCUAGGAAAACUUACAAGGCAACAGAGGUUUUUGUUUUAAAGAAAUAAUAUAUGCAAUGGAUACGUAAACAACUGACAGGUACUAACUUCUGUUCCUCUGUAAUACAACAGUUUUAUACUUAUUGCAAACUGACAUGUCAAAAUUCACCACUGCAUUUGCUGCUCAAUUUACCUAUUUCAGGGCCAGGGUUCAAUUACAUUUAACCAAGUGUAAACCAUGCAUUGCAUUGUUACAGGUCACCUAAAUGCCUCAGUAGAAAACUGUAUAACGUGGGUGAUCACCAAGACCAAUAAACCUCCACCGACUGCAAGUAGUGAUUAGGUGCCAAAUAUUCUGGAUAGAUGACACUAAAGUCUUUCCUACAUUUCUGCCAACUUUACAUUAGGAUCACUCAUCAGGCUAUACUUGAGUAUUAUAACAAAUGUCCUCAAUUAUGGUUAACUUCAUUUUGAGAAUAAUUAUUGUAAAUGAAUGGGAAAAAAGUCAUGUUUUAAAAAGUCUCAAUAUUCUAAAGAGAGUGAGUAACCAGCUAGAGGUUAAACACAAUGGUACCAGUGAUAUUGUAGAGAGAAGGAUGAGAUCCUGCAAAAUAAAUUAAAGGAUGUAGGUAGUAGAUUAAAUAUCAGAGUCUGUAAGGUUGUAAACUCUGGGUUGCUUCCAGUGUCUUGCACUACUGAGUGGAGGAAUAGGAGAGUAUGUCAGAAGAAUGGAUAGCUAAAGGGAGGAGGGAGGUCUUUGGAUUUUUGGAUCAUUGGGAGCAUUUUUAACAUAUGUGGGAUCUGUACAGGAGGAUGGGUUGCACCUGAAUCAGAAUGGGCCCAAAAUCCUUGUGGGAGUUCUGCUCAUGCUGUAGGAGAGGUCCUAAACUAAUUUAGUAGGAGAAUGGAAUGCAAAAGGAUUGUGGAGCUGGGAGGGAAUAUACAAGAAUAACUAGAUCUGCCUUGUAGGCUGAAGGUCUGGUGAGUUAAAUUGCAUUGAUUUUACUGUAAGGAGUUUAACUGGUACUUGGGGUUGCAGUGUUGUAGCUAUCACCGGGACAUUGUUGAAGUAGGAGCAAAAUCGGUGUCUCCAUCUUCCAGGGUAUAGAAUCUUCAGGCAUGGUGAGGUGCAGAGGGGGAUAUAAAAGAGGAGUUGGUAUUGCAGUGAUGAUUAAUGACACUGUCACAGCAGUAACAAGGCAGGAUAUCCUAGGGAAAUCUGCAAAAGGGGCUCUGUGGGCCUUAGAGCCAAAGAGUGACACAGCAUGGAAGCAUUCCAACCACAGUAUCCUCUCUGCAAGUGCCUCUCCUCUGUGUAGCUAUCAGAGUGCCUCUGGAAUUGUGGAAUUGUGCAAUUGUAACCUCCUUGACCAUUUCCUAGGGCUGCUGUUACCAGAUACCCACUACCCUCUGUGUAAAGAAGCGACUUCUCAGGUUUCUUUUUAAAUCUCUCCCUUAUCUUGUAUCUGUGCCCUCUAGUUUUGGACUAAAAAAUGCAGAAUAUUUUAAUCCAAAACAUAAACUUUUGGGAGAAAAUAUUAUGACUGCUUACCUUGCACAUUCGCCUCAUAAUUUAACAAGUUUCUGCAGUCACUACCACCCCCUCCCCAUUCUCCUGCACUGCAGGAAUUAAAGAUCCAGCAUGGUCAACCUUUCCAUCUUGUCCAAGCAGCAUCCUUGUAAAUUUCUUCUGCAGUCUCUCCAGCUUGACGAUGUCUUUCCUACAACAGGGUGAUCAAAACUCUUCACAAUGCUCCUUGUGCGACCUCACCGAAGACUUGUAUAACUGCAACAUACUGUCUGUAUUCUUGAACCUGAUGCCCUGACCGGUGAAGGCCAGCAAGCUAAAUCCUUUCAUUGCUGCAUUCAACUUUUGCUCUUCUACUCCCAGGUUCCUCUGGUCCGCAACACGUGGAACCCUAUCAUUCAUUGUAUAAAUAAAACACUGGUUUGACUGUCCAAAAUGCAACACAUCACACUUGGAUAAGUUUAAAAUCCUCUUGCCAUUCCUUAGCCCAUCUCCCAAACUGAUCAAGAUCUCUGUUCAUUGUAACCUACUUCACUAUCAACACAUCCCAGUUUAGCUUGCUAAUCAUGCCAUAUGAUGCAAAUCAUUUACAUAAAUAAUAGCCAGUCAAACACUGAGACCUGGCGCACUUCACUAGUCACAGGCUUCUGUCAGAGAUUCAAAAUUCAACCAUCAACUUCUGCUUCCAAUAAUCAGUCCACUUUUGAAUGCACCUUGCUAGCUCCCCCCGAAUCCCAGGGAACCUAACCCUCCCGAGCAAUGCAAUCAAAAUGCUGGAAGAACUCAGCAGGUCAGGCAGCGUCUAUGGAAAAGAGUACUUAUGGAAAUGAGUCCUGAAGAAGGGUCUUGGCUGGAAUUGUCGCCUGUUUACUCUUUUCCGUAGAUGCUGCCUGACUUGCUGAGUUCCCACAGCAUUUUUUGUGUGCUGCUCUGGAGUUCCAAACUCUGCAGAUUUUCUUGUCAUUGUCAUUCUCCUGUAUGAUGAAGCUGGGCAAUUGGAUGAAGUAUCAGUGGACACAAUGACAAUAUACAAGUUUUAAAUUAAUUAUGGAAAGGAGCAAAAUUUCUGGCCCUAAAUUAGGGGAAAGUUAAUUUCAACAAAAAUGCUAUUUGUGGGUUGGUCUACACCCGACAAAUGGCAUCAUAAAAGUGAGUGAAAGUUCAAGGCCAACAUGUUACUGUAAAAGUGAGUGUGGAAUCCUAGAUGUGAAUGGACAUCAAAGAUUUUAUGAAGAAAGAAAAGGUAGGGUAGGGUAGUUUUAGAGUAUAGAAAAUAGGGAAGGCUCUUUGGGAGAAUGUGAAUGUAGCAAUGGUGGUUAAGAAGAAUUUUUGAGGAACAUGAAAUAUCACUGGCAAAUGAGAUCAAGGAAAAACCCUAAAGAAUCUUUAAGCAUAUUUAGAUUAAGACCAAAGCCAGUGACGUUCACCAGAAUGGAACUGAGGAUGGGGUGUCUCAGGUAUUGAAUAAGACUGAUAGUCUAGGUUUGUUUUCCUUGCUGCAAAGAAGGCUGAGUGGAGAUUAAUAGAGAGGAAGACAGUAGUAACUUUCUCCCCAGUGUAAAGAUAUCUAUAACCAGAAGGCACAGAGAAGCAAGAGUUUUAGAGGGGAUCUUUCCAUCCAGUGAGCUGUUACCAUUUGGAAGCGAUUGCCUGAGAGGGUGGUCCAAGAGUCAUACAAUCUUAUAAUUCCAAAGCACCUGAUUUUUUUAAAAACUUGAG
Molecule: messenger RNA, 6423 nt
Organism: Mobula hypostoma (lesser devil ray)
Lineage: Eukaryota; Metazoa; Chordata; Chondrichthyes; Myliobatiformes; Myliobatidae
Product: activin receptor type-2A-like
Exons: 12
Coding region: 407-1972 (521 amino acids)
Biological process (GO): cellular response to growth factor stimulus; activin receptor signaling pathway; protein phosphorylation
Cellular component (GO): plasma membrane; activin receptor complex
Molecular function (GO): ATP binding; activin binding; activin receptor activity
Source: RefSeq, a predicted model, not a curated record